UUAAAACCCUCGAAAAGACUAAAACCAUAACAAUUCUUCAUACACUUCUACUUAGCUAACUCUACUUAUCUCCAAAAACCCUUACUAUCUCCUCUCCUCCAACACCCUUCCAUUGUAGCUUCCGCCCCAUCACUAUCUUUUCUCCUUCAUAAAACUUACACAUAAAAUCAUCUUUCCUCUCUUAAACACCCCAAAUAUAUACAAAUUCCUUCACUUUAUUUUUGUUUUAUCUACCUAUAUUUGAUAUAAUUCCAUAAUAAAGUUUACUAGCUCCUUUAUUUCCCUUUCUACAAUUUCUUGAUUUGGGCAGUGUGUAAUCCUGAAACAGUAUAAUACCGUUCUUUCCUUGGGAUCUGCAUCAUCUACAGAUAAUACCAGUUUCUACAGUUUUAGCUUUUCUGAACCACAAAUAAAGAGCAUAAGCCCAUUUUUUUCAUAAAAAAUUUGUGGGUUUUUUAGAAAAUACUCUAAACUGGAUUUUCAGCUUUUCUAAAUUUGUGGGUUUUUAGAAAUUACUCUAAAUUUGUGGGUUUUAGCUUAUAUGAACCACAAAUAAAGGGCAUAAACCUAUUUUUUUCAUAAAAAAAUUUGUGGGUUUUUUUAGAAAAUACUCUAAACUGGAUUUUCAGCCUUACUAAAUUUUUGGGUUUUAGAAAACACUCUAAAUUUGUGGGUUUUAGCUUUUAUAAACCACAAAUAAAGGGCAUAAACCCAUUUUUUUAUAAAAAAAUUUGUGGGGUUUUUAGAAAAUACUCUAAACUGGAUUUUCAGGGUUUUAGAGAUCAAAAAUCCCAUCAACAAAACCCAAAUCAACAAGAAAUUACCCAUGUAAUUGACACAAAUAAUAGUAUUUUCCCAAGAACAAAACAAAGGGGAAAAAUGGGGGUAAAGAGUGAUUCUACAAGGGGGGAAAUUGUACAAGUACAAGGUGGUCAUAUAAUCCGGGCCACCGGGCUUAAGGAUCGGCAUAGUAAGGUGUUUACUGCUAAGGGUCCUCGUGAUCGGAGGGUUCGUUUAUCGGCGCAUACUGCAAUUCAAUUCUAUGAUGUUCAAGAUAGGUUAGGCUAUGAUAGGCCUAGUAAAGCUGUUGAUUGGCUCAUUAAAAAGGCUAAAGCUUCUAUUGAUAAGCUUGCUGAAUUACCACCUUGGGACCCACUUGCUACUGGUAGAGGUGGUUCCGAGCAUGUGCAAGGAUCUACAGAUUAUGAUGUGGGUGACCACACUGGAUCAUCAUCAUUUUAUGUUCCACAAUGUGUGGAUGAUUCACAAUCAAUAGGAGAUAAUAUGAAGUGUUUUUUUCCUACAAACACUUCUCAAGAAAACUCAAUCAAUUUCCAAAACUACCCUCAUCAAGAUCUUUGUUUAUCUCUUCAUACACUUCAAGAUCCAGGAAAUGGUAAUCCCAAUUCACAUCAUGAUCAUACCCAUGAUUCUAAUCAUGAUCCAUCAAUGUUACAUGGGUCCGGGUCAUCUCUUGGUUUUGAUGGUGAUAUGGGCCGGUUUACAAGGCUAUUGGGCUGGGGUGGAACUGGGGAAGAAAGAGGUGGGGUCAUGUUUAAUAACCCAACAUUGACCCAAGAAUCUGGGUUGUUAUUGGGCCAACAACAAGGUCAUAAUACAGGUUUAAGUUCAUCAUAUAGUCAAAGGGGCACCCUUCAGUCCAAUAAUUAUGCACAUUUAGUAAGGGUUUUUGGUGAUCAACACCAUAAUAAUCAUCAGGAGAUUUCUGGUAUUGGGCAUGGACAAGAUGGGUUAAUGGGUUUUUAUGUACCAAACCAAAUUCAUGGUGGGCCCUAUUCUUUGUCUAAUAAGGCUUCUUCAUCAUCUUUGUCUCCUAACUCAAGCCAACAUUAAUUAGAUGAAUACAUUAUUGGAUGCUAAAAGAGAAAGAUUCCUAACAGGUCAAAUGUCUUGGAUGGGAAAAGAUAUCGAAUAUCCAUUUGUGAUGCAAUCAUGGAAAACCCACUUUAAUACAAGAUUCGAUUCGCUUAUGGGGAUUGGGUGCCCCUUCUUGGUUGGGUAUAUCUACUACUAGCUCUAACAAUUCUAUUCCCAAAUGUUAGCAUGUUUUUUUGCCAUUUCAAGUACUAGUUUAUUUUUGGUAGUGAGAUAUCUAAUAUGCUUUUCUUGUGAUUUUGAGUUUGCCCUAUUUAAUUAAAAAAAAUUUCGUAAAAAUAGUUAAAGAAGACAAACUCAAAGAGACAGUUGCUAUCCCUUUGAGUUUGUCCCAUUUAACUAUAAAAGUUCUCCUAAAAAGAGUUAAAGAAGACAAACUCUGCAGAGAACUCUUUUUGUCUUUUUGAGUUUGCACCAUUUAACUAAAAUAGUUCACGUAAAUAAUAGUUAAAGAAAACAAACUCAGAGAGACAGAGCAGAUUAGAAUGUGAUCCCAAGUCAUGGAUACCAUCAUACCAUCUCACAUUAGUUCUUUUGAUGUACUAUUAGUACUUGUCAUUAAUUAUUUCAACAAUGGGUUAUAGUUCUUUUA
Amaranthus tricolor (Joseph's coat) is the source of this 2488-nucleotide messenger RNA. RefSeq names its product transcription factor TCP4-like. NCBI's taxonomy places the organism in Eukaryota, Viridiplantae, Streptophyta, Magnoliopsida, Caryophyllales, Amaranthaceae. Gene Ontology annotation, cellular component: nucleus. The transcript is spliced from 3 exons. The coding region runs from base 880 to 1854 and encodes 324 amino acids. Gene Ontology annotation, biological process: regulation of secondary shoot formation. The record is from RefSeq and is a predicted model, not a curated record. Gene Ontology annotation, molecular function: sequence-specific DNA binding; DNA-binding transcription factor activity.